Molecule: messenger RNA, 1485 nt
Organism: Knipowitschia caucasica
Lineage: Eukaryota; Metazoa; Chordata; Actinopteri; Gobiiformes; Gobiidae
Source: the annotation of a GenBank genome assembly
AUGGCUCUUCAAAGCUACAACGUUCAUAAAGCCAUGAACGACAUGUCUCUGCCUCUCCUCCGCUCUCCCUCUCAGUCUCUCUGCCUCCCCCCCGCUCUCCCUCUCAGUGUCUCUGCCUCCCCCCCGCUCUCCCUCUCAGUGUCUCUGCCUCUCCUCCGCUCUCCCUCUCAGUCUCUCUUCCUCUCCUUCGCUCUCCCUCUCAGUCUCUCUUCCUCUCCUCCGCUCUCCCUCUCAGUCUCUCUGCCUCUCCUCCACUCUCCCUCUCUGUCUCUCUGCCUCUCCUUCGCUCUCCCUCUCAGUCUCUCUUCCUCUCCUCCGCUCUCAGUCUCUCUUCCUCUCCUUCGCUCUCCCUCUCAGUCUCUCUUCCUCUCCUCCGCUCUCCCUCUCAGUCUCUCUGCCUCCCCCCCGCUCUCCCUCUCUGUCUCUCUGCAUCUCCUCCGCUCUCCCUCUCAUCUCUCUUCCUCUCCUUCGCUCUCCCUCUCAGUCUCUCUGCCUCUCCUUCGCUCUCCCUCUCAGUCUCUCUUCCUCUCCUCCGCUCUCCCUCUCAGUCUCUCUGCCUCUCCUCCGCCCUCCCUCUCAGUCUCUCUGCCUCUCCUCCGCCCUCCCUCUCAGUCUCUCUUCCUCUCCUCCGCUCUCCCUCUCAGUCUCUCUGCCUCUCCUCCGCCCUCCCUCUCAGUCUCUCUUCCUCUCCUCCGCUCUCCCUCUCAGUCUCUCUGCCUCUCCCCCGCUCUCCCUCUCAGUCUCUCUGCCUCUCCUCCGCUCUCCCUCUCAGUCUCUCUGCCUCUCCUCCGCCCUCCCUCUCAGUCUCUCUGCCUCUCCUCCGCCCUCCCUCUCAGUCUCUCUUCCUCUCCCCCGCUCUCCCUCUCAGUCUCUCUGCCUCUCCUCCGCCCUCCCUCUCAGUCUCUCUUCCUCUCCUCCGCUCUCCCUCUCAGUCUCUCUGCCUCUCCCCCGCUCUCCCUCUCUGCCUCUCCUCCACUCUCCCUCUCAGUCUCUCUGCCUCUCCCCCGCUCUCCCUCUCAGUCUCUCUGCCUCUCCUCCGCUCUCCCUCUCAGUCUCUCUUCCUCUCCUCCGCCCUCCCUCUCAGUCUCUCUGCCUCUCCUCCGCCCUCCCUCUCAGUCUCUCUUCCUCUCCUCCGCUCUCCCUCUCGGUCUCUCUGCCUCUCCUCCGCCCUCCCUCUCUGUCUCUCUGCCUCUCCUCCGCUCUCCCUCUCUGCCUCUCCCCCGCUCUCCCUCUCUGUCUCUCUGCCUCCCCCCAGCUCUCACAGCGGGGAUGGAGGUGUUACUGUUAUUACCUGAGGGACGAUAUCCAGACAGAUGCCUUCGCAGCAGGAGCACCUUCACCGGAUACACCCCGUCCAGGCACAACAACCUGUCUGUAUUUGGCUCUGCACACUCCAGUCGAGAGGCCACACCACUGAUGCAUCUGUUCAACAAGACAAAGGACUACGUCUGUAAGGGAGAAACAGAACAACUAAUAUGUGAGUGA